UAUUCCGUUUGCAUUAUAAUAUAUAAUUAUAGGUAAUAUAACAUUACGAAAACUAAUUUAGAUCGCAGAGUGCAGACAGAAUAUUAUAAUAUAUUCUUCGAUUUGGCAUUAGUUAUGACCGUUGGCAACAGUAAUGUGCCAGGCGGAUCUCGAUAACGAUUUGAGUCACGUAAAUCCACGUAGUUCAGUCCGGGUAUUAUGUUUUCGGGAGUUAUUUUUUUUUCAUACACAUAUAAAAUAUAAAUCAUCACGUAUGCGUUGUUCAAAAUCGCGUAUAUUACAUUUCCCACUCGAUUAUAAUGUCAUACCGUCGUCAGAUCGACUUAAUUAUCACGGUUUAUAAGCUUGUACAACAAAAAAAAAAAAAACCGACUGUCUUUUUCCCGAGAGAGAUUAAAUUAAUGUUGUAUACACAUUUGUCGCCGAUUGCUGUUAAAUAAAUACUGUAACAUAGUGAUAUUAAUUAGACACGAGAAUUUAUAUUAAAUCUAAACGAUAAAGUAAUAAAAAAAUUGUAUAUUCAGUAUUGAACUGUUUUUAUUUAUUUAUUAAAAAGUUAAGAAGAUAAACGAUGUAUAGCGUGUAAUAUUUUACAUUGAAAUAAACGAUAAAUCAUCGAAAUCAAACAACGAUUCUGACCUUACCUAACUAAUAAAGUUUGUAGCCUUUUGCAAUAUUCUAGUAGGUAUUGGACAUGUUUUUUUCUGUUUAUGCUGUCAGAAACCUAUUCAGAAAUCAACAAAUAUAAAACCAAUAACGGUUCGACAUUUCUUUUGUUUUUAAAGCAAUUUGGUAAUGUAUUUUACGAAGAAAAAAACACACACACACGCACACUAAUAGCUUCUGCGUUACAUUCAGUCUAACAGGUACUAUAUUAAAAUACCUAUUAGUCGAAUACUCUGUCGGAAUAAAUAAUAUUUUAAUAACUAAUUGUGUUUAUAUGUACCUAGCGAAAUCAUCGCGCAAGUAUACGUUUUGAAAAAUGUUUAAUAAUGUUUGUUAUUAAAUCGUACCUCCGUUAUAUAUUGAUAAAGUUAUCACGUAGUUGCGUACAAUACCUAUAUCGUAUUUUUCUAACAUACGUAUCUAUUGUUGUGCAUUACGAACAUUACAACACAAACAAGAGCAUUUAAUUUAUUUCAAACGUUUUGGUUUUUAGCCAAAAAUGUGAAAGGAAAAUUAACACAAAGGUAUAUUACGUAUGAAACUAUAUUAUAUUGUUUUACGAACAAAUCAUAUUAUUUCGAAAACAUUAUUCAACGAAUUUCCCAAGAGGACGUCACAGUGACAUUUUCAAAUGUUGCGAGGAAUGUAUUGCAGUUUAGGUGUUGAGACAUUUACCUUGGGCUCACACAUACUACUAACCUGUACCAAUAGAAUGAAAAUGAGGUCCAUUCUGUUUAAACCUAAUCCCUUAUAACCGAUAUCUGAUUUAUUAAAUUCACAAUAUGAUGUAAUUUUCUUGAUAAAUAGGUGAGAUUAAUACAUAAUUAUAAUAAAAAAUAGAGUAACAAGCCAUUUAUAUGGAAAACAGCAGAAUAAUAAUAAUUUACUAUAAGUUAAUGUAUCUAAUAAAAACAUAAAUGUAGUUACUGAUAAUGUCUAAUUAAAUAAUUAAAGAAAGACUGAAAGCUAUAUUCAUAGCUGAAAUUAAAAAAAUCAACUUGGACAUCAUUAGCUAAUCUAGUGGAUCUAUUUAAAGAAGUAUUUAUGAUAUAGUUAUAUCGGUGCAAGCGAUUGUGAAAACUAUAAUUAGGCUUAGUCGUUGAGGGACAUCAAAAUUUACGCAAUUCUAGACAAUCUAUGAAACCAUUUAACAAUUUAAAUAGGAAUUUCAAAUUAAAUAUGUUUCUACGGAUAACAAGGCUGUUCAUAUUUAAUGUAUUUAAUAAAGGCUUAUAUAGUGAAUGCGGUUUCCGUGGAAUACUACAUUUGUAGGAUAUAAAACGAAAGAAGCGAUUUUGUAUUGCUUUGAGACAUCGUAUAUAUGAAUAUUUGCAGAAGAGACCAGAUAAUAGAAUUGUAUUCAAUAGUGGAGCGUACUAAGGAAAAAUGUAUCGUUUUUAAUGGAAAGGGAUUUGAAAAAUCCUUACAUGCCCUAGUAAUAAAUCCAAGAGUGGAUUAUGAUUUUUUUUUUUUUGAGAUAUUUAAAUAAUGACUAUUACAAAAUUAAAGUCGUAUCAAACGUAACACCUAAAUCAAUAUUUUCAAAUACACGAUGAAGUAAAAUAUCAUUUAAAUAAUAAUUGUAGAGUACCGGAGUACGGGGCCUAGAAAAAGACAUAACUUUAUAUUUAUCAAUGUUUAACAAUGAGUUGUUUUGUUUACACCAGAUUAAUAGGGUAUUUAAGUCGUAUUGCAAGGGAACAGAAUCAGAUGAGGAUUUAAUCAAUCGAAAUAGUUUCAUUUCUUCAGCGAAUAGAAGUUUACGAGAAUUUAAAAAAUUUAAAUCAUUAAUAAACAGAAUAAAUAACAAGGGAGCUAGAUAUGAACCUUGCGGAACUCCUGAUAGAACAUCAAACGGAUUUGAGGUAAAAUUCUUAUGUAAUACAUUUGAAUUUUGUUCAGUAUACUUUUAACAAUGAAAAUACAAAGGACAUGUUUUGUGUAAAUAUUUGGCUGGCAGUCUUUAUAAUAUGAUGGUGUUGGGUAAUAUUAUAAUAAAACUCGGACAACCGUAUAGUAAUAAUGUAGGAGUAAGUAAGCAGAGAUGAUAGAAUGAGAAAGAAAAAAAAAAAUUAUCAUUACUUGUAUUAAAAAUCGUGCUACAUAAUACAAAUAUCAGUGAUAAGCAGUUGCCGAAAAUGAUAAGAACCGCUUUCGGUAACGCGACCCGAUCGUACAUUAACAUACCUCUUGCAUACGAAAUAAAAGCCUUUCUACAUAGCAAAUUGGGUUUUGUUUUUCGAUUAAAGUUCGACAUUAGCGACCGAAGCGAUCGAAUAAAGGUGGCCGAAGGCUCCUAGACAAACUAAUUUUUACAUUUAAAUGUAGUAUUUAAUUUUACAAAUUUAAAAUAAAUGGGUGUAGAAAUUACGCUUUCGGACCUUUUUUAUUUUGUUAUUACUCUGUUCGGAUUGCUGUUUUUAUUCUUAUCAUUUUCGAACAACUGCCCCUUAUUUUACAAAUAUUUGGUGACUAAAAAAAAAAAAUAAUAACAGUUUCUCUCGUUAGGAAUUCAAAUUUCUUUUGAUUUCUAACGACGAUGAAUCUAUACAUUUAUAUA
Molecule: messenger RNA, 3226 nt
Organism: Cinara cedri
Lineage: Eukaryota; Metazoa; Arthropoda; Insecta; Hemiptera; Aphididae
Source: the annotation of a GenBank genome assembly